Molecule: messenger RNA, 633 nt
Organism: Eufriesea mexicana
Lineage: Eukaryota; Metazoa; Arthropoda; Insecta; Hymenoptera; Apidae
Product: zinc finger protein 512B
Exons: 4
Coding region: 1-534 (177 amino acids)
Source: RefSeq, a predicted model, not a curated record
AUGAGGGCCCUGGUAUGCUUGAUGCUGAUCUCCAUGGCGUUCGCCGCCGAAGAAAAGACAGUCCAAAAGCGUGGCCUGCUAAAUUUGGGCUACGGUUUGGGAGGAUUGGGAUUGGGCGAUGGUCUGCUCGGUGGUGAUUUAGGACAUGGAAAAGUCGCGAUUGCUGUCCAGGAAAAGGCCGUCGCUGUGCCAUAUCCAGUCCCAAGACCAUACCCGGUCGCCGUUGAUAGACCAGUUCCCGUAAAGGUACCAGUGGCGGUUCCACAGCCGGUCCCAGUGGCGGUCCCAGUGCCCCAGCCAUACCCAGUAGUGCAAACCAAAACUGUCGCGGUACCCGUGGACAGACCUGUACCAGUCACGGUUCCAGUUAAGGUAGCUGUGCCUGUACCCGCCCCAUACCCCGUCAAGGUGCCUAUUUCACAUUUUCAGGUGGCAGUCCCUCAGCCUGUCCCAGUCGUCGUUCAACAGCCAGUUCUCGUUAAAGAACAAGUUCCCAUCCUCCUUAAAGGGGGACACGGUUUGGGACACUACUAGAUGAAUUUUCCCUUCGAACUGCGAGUUCGACCAGUCUUCGCCUAGACACCCUUGCAGCAUCGCAAAAAUCAUUAUGACGAGAGCAUUAACAAAACACGU